Molecule: messenger RNA, 777 nt
Organism: Brettanomyces bruxellensis
Lineage: Eukaryota; Fungi; Ascomycota; Pichiomycetes; Pichiales; Pichiaceae
Exons: 1
Coding region: 1-777 (258 amino acids)
Biological process (GO): translation
Cellular component (GO): mitochondrion
Molecular function (GO): ribosomal large subunit binding
Source: RefSeq, a predicted model, not a curated record
AUGAUCUCAAUAUAUUUGAUGAAGCAUUUGCUAAUGUCAGGCUGUGGACAUGCUACCUAUUUACCUGGCUUUGUGAGGUCUACCUACACUUUAAAAAGUGUGAGAUUCUUUAGCGGCUCACACAUAAUAUUUGGUAAAAGGAAGAAAACAAAAAAGAGUAGAACUGAAAAGAUUCAGUCUACUGCCGAAAGUACAGUUGAAGAGCUGGAUAUGCAACAGUUUUUGUUGAAUGCAUCAAAAGAAUUCGAGAAAAGUAUUGAAUGUUACAGCAAGGAGGCCACGCAGUUGAAGAUGGGUAAAUCUAACCCAAAGAUCUUUGACCAUUUAAAGGUCCAGCUUUCCAAUCAGAAAACUGCGAAUUUUCAACAGAUUGCGCAAACAGUUAUGAAAGGAAAUAAGUUUUUAAAUGUUACUGUAUUUGAUCCAAAUGAUACGAAACAUGUUGUUAGUGCUAUUUUAGGUGCCAAUUUGAACCUUAAUCCGGUCGUUGAUCCGAAGAAUCCUCAACUUUUGAAAGUCCUUUUGCCAAACAGUACAAAAGAAUUAAAAGAAAAACAGUUGAAAAGACUUAAGGAGUUAACAGAUAACUAUAAAACAUCCCAUAACAAUAGAAACUCGUUGGCAUCCCUACGAAACAAAUAUAUGAAACAAAUAAAGGCUGCGGAAGGCUCACAAGAUGCUAUAAAAAAGCUUGAGAAUAGUAUCGAAAAGGUUUAUAGGAGUAACGCCGAUCAGCUAUCUAAAAGAUAUAAAAAUUUCUCUAAUAGCGUUAAAUAA